UCCUAUUUUUGUAAAUUUCCAUAACAGGCGCGUAGGAGAAACAACACUUCAUUUUGACAAAAACCCUAGUCCUAGGGUUUAUUGCAGCCAGUCGAAUCGAUUGUGUAAUAACAAGCAUACUGUACAUUUCCGGCGAGCAGCACCGGUUACUUCUCCUUUCUCUCUCUUUCUUCGGGAAGAUAUGUCUGAAGCGGAGGCCAAAAUUGCUUCUGCUUGCGUUGAUUCACUGCGUAAUAGUCUCCGGCGAGUCCCUCCGGCGGCCGUUCCGGCGAUGUUGGAUUGCGUUGUAGAUUCUACCGGCUUGUCUCCGUUCUUUCUUUUCUCUUCGCUUCUCGAUGCGUUCCCCGGUGUUACCAAGGGCGUUUUCGAGGGAAGUGAAAAACUUGAUUUGGAGCAUCGUGAUUAUAUUAUGUCUUUUAUGGGCGCACUCUGUCAUCUCCUCACGAAAUCAGGUGCUAGUAGUUAUGGUGCUUUGCAGUCAUUUAUUUGGAAGAUCUUAGUACCACUAAUGAAGCUGAUACAAGCACAUGAUUCUGAAAUGCUUAAUGAGGUAGCAGAUUCUUUCUAUCGUGUUGUGAUGGAAUUGGGAGCUUGGGAGAUUGUAGAAACAACCAUGGUGCCAUUUUUCCUUAGAUUGGUAGGUCUGUCCUUGGGGAUGCGUCAAAAUGAAGAAUUGGCUAUUUAUAGAUGGAGCAGAUGCUCAGUUUUCCAGGGCAUAGGUUAUCUGCCAAUUGAUUCAGAGUUGAAUAGAGACUGUAUGAUGUUGCAAAGUGAAUUGUUCCCAUUGCAUAUAUCAUGCCGUAUUUUAACUUCAAUUCUGGAUUCUGCCAUAGAAAGUCAAUGUGCUGUUGGAAGCACGUCAAAAUCAAGUUCAGCUAAUUCGAACUGUGCAGAAAAGUUAACAAAAAACUUGCUGUGGGAUCUUUAUAACAUGACCAUUCGAAUGCUUAUGCAAAGUACAGCACAUCGCUCUUGUGCAAUUAAAUUACUCCUACCAAACAUAUUUAAAUCAUUUCUGUCUCGUCAUGCUUUUGAAAUCUCAGUUUGUGGGCAGACAUAUAUACUUUCUAGGAAGCAUUUUUUUGAGAAAAUAUGGGCAUGCUGCAAAACAUUGUUCUCUCUGGGACUUUCAGAGAGAAGAGAUUCAUAUAGUGUGCUGUCUCUGUAUGUGUCUUUUUUCUGUUGCAUUCAUGGGCAUGAAGAUGAUUUUGCAGGUGAACGAGAAGAAGGAUUUCAAAUAAGAGCAGACAAAGAAUUCUGGGAUGAAAUAAAAAAAGGCCUGGUUGACAAUGAGGGGUUAGCGAGGAAACAGUCAUUACACAUAUUGAAGACAAUGCUUCAGAUAAAAGAGAAAGAUCAGUGCCACUCUGGUGUUUUAGAGGUGGUAUCCAAUGGGAAAAGUUCAGAGGCUCAUGGUUUGACGAAGAGGGGGCGGUGGGCUGACAAGGAAGCCAAAUCAUUGGGCGUGGGGAAAAUAUUAAGUUCAGUGCAGCCCUCUUUAAACAAUCAGCAGAAAUGGGGAGCAUUCUUUCUUUUGUAUGAAAUGCUCGAAGAGUAUGGUACUCACUUGGUUGAAGCAGCAUGGAAUCACCAGAUGAUCCUGUUGCUGCAGUAUUCUUUUCCACUUGAAGAUUCCUUGAUAGCUGUUGAUGAAGGACGCAUUCAAAAUCAGAUAGAUCCAUUGGCAGAUAUAUCCACAUGGCUACCUAUUUUGUGGGAGAGGGGUUUCUUGCAUGACAAUCCUCAUGUAAGGUGCUUGGUCAUGGAGUCUUUUUUGGGCAUUGAGUGGAAAAAUUAUGGACACUGCACCAAAUUAGUCCCUGAAGAUUUUGUGCUCGGUCCAUUUAUUCAAGGAUUAAAUGAUCCCAUGCACCAUAAAGAUUUUGGAAUAAAAGGAAUCUACUCUUCAAGGACAAUUGAAGGUGCAACCAAAUUUAUUUGCAAAUAUGCUAGUUGCCUAAAUUUGAGGAAACUUGCAUUUUUGAUAAAUUUAGCAUCAGCCAUUAAGAAACAAUCUUUUGGACGACCUGGAUUGAUGGCGCUUUCAGAAUGUAUUGCUUCAGCUGCUUGUGGAGUGCAAACACAUAACAAGAGUGAAGUAGAAUGGGGUAAAGAUGUUUCCUUUGCUCUGGUACCAGAGCAGUCUGCUACAGCAGGUUCUUUCAAUUAUGAAAAAGAAGACUUGCUGGAUGUUCUGAGAUUUGUCAUAGAGAGCAGCAAACAACAUUUUAACCCUAACUAUCGUCUUCAAGUCUGUGACAAAGUUCUUGAUGCUGCUGCUGCUGUAAUACAUGCAUCUGAUGUGUCCCUUGAGAUCCUUCUGCAUUUCAUUUCAGCUGUGCCGCGAGAAUUUACUGAUUAUGGUGGUUCUUUAAGAGUGAAAGUUCAAGAAUGGCUUUCGGUCGCCGAUGAUAAAUAUUAUAAUUCCAAUUACUGUGGUACUAGGGUGAAUCUUUUGAAUAGUCUAUGUGAUUUCCCUAGAAGUUUUAUAGGCCCUUAUUAUUCAGUUAGUGCCGUUCUUAAUUAUGAUGACCAAGAUCUGGAUGCAUGGGCAUUUGAAGCAAAGAGAUGGGCAAGAGUUUUAUUUCUGUUGAUUAAGAAGAAUCAUCAUGUAGACCCUGUAUUAAAGUUGAUUCUAUCUCAUUGCACUGAUCUUUGCACACGGAGCAACUAUCUUGAGUGUGUGCCUGUGAAGUUAAUCAUCCUUAUCCUAAGCUUAAUUCGGGAGCUUCAAAUAUUGGAAGAUAGAGUAGCUGACAAUUGUAAGAGUGGCAGGACCAAAGCAAAGUUUGACUUAAUUGAAAUAGAUAUGAUUUCAACAGAAAUUUCUAUCAUCCUUCAGAAGUUUACUAAGUUAUUUCUUUCCAUACUGGAAGGACUUGUUUCGUUUGCCUUGUCUUCUUGUUCCAUAUUUUCUUCUGGUAUGUCAGAGACCACCGACCUACCUUGUUCUGUAAGAGGAAAGCUUGGAGGACCAAGUCAGCGUCGAUUAUCGUCCUCUGCUACUACUGCUAUACUGCAAGCUAUAAUGUCGCUGAAGGCUGUCGCAUCUGUCUCAUUGUGGUGUGUACAAUUUGAGAAUACUGGUUUUCUCAAUUUUGCUUUCAUUUUCAUGUGCAAAUUCUUCCGGCAGAUAGUUUCAUUGCCAUCAUGCAACUCAGAGACUCUGGCAGAAAUCCGCCUGGCCGCAUAUGAAGCAUUGGCUCAUGUUCUGGAAGCAAUAGUGCCUGUUUUUCCUUCUUUUACUUCUGAUCUCAUUAUGGAUAAUCAUUCUGCUCCACCACCGAAUGUUGGGGGAAUAUAUCUCCUAGAUUCCUUGGUUGUUUCAUUUCUUCAGAACAUAAAUGAUCUCAUUGCAGUUGAAAAGUUGGCACGAACUCGGCGGGCAGUUUUGUUAAAUUGGAAGUGGACAUGCCUAGAAUAUCUGUUGUCAAUCCCUGGUCAAGCUCUUGGAAGUGGAGUUCAUGCAGACAAUGCUAUUUGUUUCCUUUCAGAUAUGACACUCCGUUGGAUAUUUGAUGAUCUUGUUGAUAGCCUUGAUAAUGCUGGGGAAGGCUCUCUUUUGCCCAUGUUGAGGUCCAUCAGAUUGGUCAUGGAGCUAUUAAGUUCAGGAAUGAUGCAUGCAGCUGCCUCCUCAUGUGAUGGCGUAGAUACUCAGAUGAUGUGGCAUUUGGUCCGUUCUUCUUGGGUAUUGAAUGUUAGCAGCAAUAAGCGGAGGGUUGGACCUAUUGCUGCACUUUUGUCUUCUGUGUUGCAUUAUUCUGUGUUUAAUAAGGAGUUCUUGCAUGAAACAGACAAUGGACCUGGCCCUCUGAAGUGGUUCAUUGAAAAAGUUCUUGAGGAAGGGACAAAAAGUCCACGCACUACCCGUCUUGCUGCUUUGCAUUUGUCAGGGCUAUGGCUCUUAAAUCCCAAGACUAUUAAGUACUACAUGAAGGAACUGAAGUUGUUAACACUCUAUGGUUCUGUUGCAUUUGAUGAGGAUUUUGAAGCUGAACUGGUUGAGAAUAAGGAUGCGAAGAGAGAAUUAUCAUUACUGGCCAGAAGCCCAGACUUUGAGCUGACUGAAGCAUUCAUCAACACAGAGUUGUAUGCACGUGUAUCUGUCGCUGUUCUGUUUUACAAGCUUGCUGAUUUGUCAGCUACAAGAUCAGUAAAUGAAAAUGAAAACUACCUGGCUGCUCUUGAAUCAGGAAAAAUGUUUUUGCUAGAGCUUCUUGAUUUAGUGGUAAAUGACAAGGAUCUUGCGAAGGAACUGUACAAAAAGUAUAGUGGGGUCCACAGGCGUAAAGUUCGUGCAUGGCAAAUGAUAUGUAUUUUGUCCCGAUUUGUAGAUCAAGAUAUCGUGCAGGAAGUCACAUCUAGCUUGCACCUAUCCCUCUCUAGAAACAACUUGCCAUCUGUUCGCCAGUACUUGGAAACAUUUGCAAUCAACAUAUACUUGAAUUUUCCCUCGCUGGUUCGGGAGCAGUUGGUUCCUAUCUUCCGAGAUUAUGAUAUGAGGCCUCAAGCACUCUCUUCCUAUGUGUUCAUAGGAGCUAAUGUGAUCCUUCAUGCACCAGCAACAGUUCAAUCUACUUAUUUGGAAGAACUACUUCCUUCAAUAAUUCCUUUGUUAACAUCACAUCACCACAGUCUACGAGGUUUUUCCCAGUUAUUAGUUUACCAAGUUCUUUGCAAAUUGUUGCCUCCCAUGGAUAGUGGUGCUUAUGAAACCAUGCCUUUAGAGCAAAGGUGCUUUGAGGAUUUGAAAGCAUACUUGGAAAAGAACUCUGAUUGUGCUCGUUUACGGGCAUCAAUGGAAGGGUAUAUUGAGGCUUUUAAUCCGAAGGAUUCUGUCACUCCUGCUGGAGUUUUCUUUAAUAGGGUGAAGGAAUUUGAGUUUGAAUGCGUUCCAACAUCUCUCAUGGAGCACGUAGCCACCUUUUUGAAUGAUGUUAGGGAAGACCUUAGAUGUGCUAUGGCAAAAGAUGCAAAAGCUCUGAAGGAUGAGAGCUUGAGGAUGGAUGAAGAUCCAAACUGUAUGAAAAUGACUAUAAAUGCCAAGGAGAAAUUGCAAACCCAGUUGCACAAGGAUACAUUAUUUGACUUUCAGAGAAAGAUCACAAUCUCCAAAAAUGGGAAGCAAGAUUCAGAUUCUGGAAAUUUCUUGGGUGGAAAUGAUCUCUACAAGCCUCUCAUGGAAAUGGAAAAUGAAGAUCAGCUUCUUGAUGAAUUAUUGCACUCAAGAAAUGCAGCUAUGGAAAGAAUAAAAGGAAAUCGACAGCAUUUUAUCCUUGUGGCUUCACUACUUGAUCGCAUUCCCAAUCUUGCUGGACUAGCACGGACGUGUGAGGUGUUUAAAGCGGCUGGUUUGGUGGUUGCUGAUGCAAAUAUAGUAAAUGAUAAGCAAUUCCAAUUGAUCAGCGUGACAGCUGAGAAGUGGGUGCCCAUUAUAGAAGUCCCGGAGAGUAAUCUGAAAGCUUUCUUACAGAAAAAGAAGCGAGAGGGUUUUUCUCUCUUGGGUUUGGAGCAAACAGCCAACAGUAUACCACUUGACCAGUAUGUCUUCCCCAAAAAGAUGGUCUUGGUUCUUGGUCGAGAGAGGGAGGGUAUACCGGUGGAGAUAAUCCAUAUCUUGGAUGCUUGCAUUGAGAUCCCUCAGUUGGGAGUGGUUAGGUCGCUCAAUGUCCAUGUCAGUGGUGCCAUUGCACUCUGGGAGUACACUCGACAGCAAAGAUCCCCAUAGCCAGAGCCCUUUCCCCUUUCUUUUCUUCACGCAAGCCUAUUUAUGUUUUAAACUCUUUCAACUCUCAAGCAAGAUUUAAUACCUCGGUGUACUUGAUCUGGAACUACUCAAUCUGAGAAGCUUAAAGCCAAUAUUCAUGCCAUGCCAGUGGUGCCACCCUAAAACUAAAAGCCCCUUGGCUUUGGUCCGCAAUUUUAUCCCACUUUGUUAGGGAAUCUUCUGGUCACUUCUUACAUUUUGGACUCAUUUUGCAGUCCCUUGGCUGACCCUUUAGGGCUGGUUCAAUUUUGUCUUUGUUUCUUUGUUUUUUGAUGGUGGUUGUUCCCAAAGUUUGAAAGCGAAAAUUAAAAAUAAUGUUUGAUUUUAUGUUCCAGGUUUACACAAGUUAGAAACAUUUCUCAAAAAAAGUAGCAAACAUUGUCUUGGAUGCCUCUUUAUGUAAAGAGAUACUCGAAUCUUAAGUUAUGUUUAUUUAUAGCCAUGUUUUGAAAUUCU
This is a messenger RNA of Diospyros lotus (date-plum), 6223 nucleotides long. RefSeq lists its product as uncharacterized. NCBI's taxonomy places the organism in Eukaryota, Viridiplantae, Streptophyta, Magnoliopsida, Ericales, Ebenaceae. The transcript has 35 exons. Gene Ontology annotation, molecular function: RNA binding; tRNA (guanine) methyltransferase activity. Gene Ontology annotation, biological process: tRNA methylation. The record is from RefSeq and is a predicted model, not a curated record. The coding region runs from base 182 to 5728 and encodes 1848 amino acids.